AUGCAACGGUCUACAUCUUUUCAAAUUCGACAAAAGCCCUCGAAACCAACCACUUCGAUCGAUCUAACCAACCAUCUCAGUGUUCCAGGUGUGCUGUACCAGGAUGAAAGCAGCAGCAACUACAAUGGACGGUUGCAAGCGGGCGAUCGCAGGCUAGCAAAUGCUAAUGAUGUAGACUCGGCUUCUGCUUCCGCCUCUGCGUCUGCUUCUGCUUCCGCUUCUGCUUCCGCUUCCGUCUCUGUGUCUGUCUCUGGCGAUUUCAAUCUCGAUUUACAAUCGCUAAUGGCGUCCGAAAUAAGCUCUGUUUAUCCAGCCACGUUGAACCCAGACCGGUCUGGGAAGACUCCUAACACUUCCAAGUUCAUCAGCGAGAAAACGGGCAACGAUAAGCAGUUCUUUAUAUUCACUUCGGCUGGGAAACUGGUGUUUUCUCAAUCGGAAAACGAGUCGCAUGCCAUGGGACUUACGGGUAUCAUGCACACAGUCAUGAACUAUUUCAACAUAAACGAUAACACUGUCAUGAAACAAUUCUCCACAUACGACGCCAAGGGAGUCAUGACUCGGUUUGUGUUCGCAGACAGAAAUCACAUCAAGUUGAUGGUCCGGUGCAGCAACAAUUACGAGACAACUGCACAAUUGCAACAGCAGUUGGACCUUGUGUACUCCUACAUCAUCUCGUCCGUCUCGCAACGAAAUUUGAAUAAGUUAAUGACGAAAAGAUCCAAUUUCGACUUGCAGCAUUAUUUUACAGACUUGGAUCAGCAAAUGAUAAAGUUGUUGUGCGAUUCUUUGGCAACUCAACCACGCAUCAGCUGGUUUUCCAGCAGUCUACAGUGCCUACCAAUGCUACCAAAAAAACGGAAUGCAAUUAAUUCGGUGUUAUCCUCCACUUACUUGGACUUCAAUAUCUCAAAUUACAAUGGCCAGAUCCUUUACACUUUGGUCACAUCGCUCGAUUUGAAGUUAAUCUCGAUAUUGAGACCUUCAAACCAUACCCUCCAUACUAUGGACUUACAAAUCUUGUUUGAGCUCGUUAGGUUCCAGCUCGCAGAUUUAUUGCUAAAUAAAGUGUUAUGGUUCCCCAUAUGCUUCCCAAAGUUUAAUGACAACGGUUUCUUAUACGCGUUGAUUAAGGUUUUGCCAAAUAACACCAUAAUUAUGGUGAUUAGCUCUCAAAAGGAUGUAUUCAAUACAAUAAAUGAGUUCGUGGACAAAAUUGGCGCUAAGAUGGUGGAAAACAAACACUGUGACAACCUAGAGUUCCCAUUGUUAGAUUGGCAUAGAAAAUUCCCAUACAUUAAUCACUUUAUUUACAAGCUAAAGCGUACGGUGCAAAUAUACACGCCUUCCGAGCCAACAAAUGAAAUGUUACAAUUAUAUAAUCAUCUAAAAACUAUUUGUGAGGAUGACCAAGGCCGGACCUUAAAUAAGUCAUCAGUCACAAUGCUACGAUGGAAAAGUGAAUCUUUUCCAGGUCAACUAUCAGGGGUAUACUGGGUAACUGAAAAGUUCGAGCUUUACAUGUUACUAAAUGACAUUAACAUUUCAAAUCAAUCGGUGCUAAAAACAGCUAAACGUUUAAUUCAGCAAAUGCGCGAUAUGGAGUCAUACUUGUUCAUCUCCAGAGGAGUUACUUUCUGA
Molecule: messenger RNA, 1641 nt
Organism: Kluyveromyces marxianus DMKU3-1042
Lineage: Eukaryota; Fungi; Ascomycota; Saccharomycetes; Saccharomycetales; Saccharomycetaceae
Gene: MON1
Product: guanine nucleotide exchange factor MON1
Exons: 1
Coding region: 1-1641 (546 amino acids)
Biological process (GO): vesicle-mediated transport; protein targeting to vacuole
Cellular component (GO): fungal-type vacuole membrane; Mon1-Ccz1 complex
Source: RefSeq, a predicted model, not a curated record